This is a messenger RNA of Pangasianodon hypophthalmus (striped catfish), 1563 nucleotides long. It is a transcript of the gene ntan1, whose product is annotated as N-terminal asparagine amidase. Gene Ontology annotation, molecular function: protein-N-terminal asparagine amidohydrolase activity. Gene Ontology annotation, cellular component: nucleus. The coding region runs from base 146 to 1066 and encodes 306 amino acids. Gene Ontology annotation, biological process: ubiquitin-dependent protein catabolic process. NCBI's taxonomy places the organism in Eukaryota, Metazoa, Chordata, Actinopteri, Siluriformes, Pangasiidae. The record is from RefSeq and is a predicted model, not a curated record. The transcript is spliced from 10 exons.
GCGAUGACGAUUUGGGGGCGGGUGAAUACAGGAAGUGCGCGUGCUCACAGGCAGAGUUUCCUGGUGUAUAAAUAUCACAGAAUAAACACUUGAUAUUUGGAGUAUUUGUAGGUGAGGAAUAAAAAAAAAAAAAAAAAAAAAAAAAAUGCCACUCCUGACUCAGAACAAACGAAUCGACCGUGUAAUAUCAACAACUGAGCUGUUCUCGAAAUAUUCCCAUUUAAAGGAAAAUGCCAAAGUAUUUCGCUCCAAACCCCUUGUGACAGUGGAUUCAAAGUGCCUGCUCUAUGUGCAACAGCGGGAAUUUGCAGCCACAACGCCGGCAGACAACUCUGUUUCAGUUAUUGGCUCUGGGGAUGCAACAACAUGUCACUUAGUAGUCCUGCGCCAUACAGGAAGCGGAGCGACUUGUUUGGCUCACCUGGACGGCUCGAGCACGCGGACUGAAGUUCCUCUCUUAGUUAAUGCCGUCACGUCACUAAGCAACCCAGCUAAAGCAGGCAGGUUAGAGCUUCAUCUCAUUGGGGGGUUUGAUGAUGACAACAAGACGUCACAUAACCUCAGCCGGGAAAUCUUCGCGGCAUUUCAGAAACAAAAGGAAGAAAUUCACAUAGAAACCUGCUGCAUUACUGAUAUGAAUGAUGUUGUGACAGAUGGGAUUCACAGACCAAUUAUCUAUGGAAUAGGUGUGAACGUUAAAACAGGCGAUGUUUUCCCAGCCGUGUUUCCACAAAGAGGACCUGCUGAGGACUUGAGGUCUGCACGCAGCUUCUCAGGUGGACAGCUAGCCGAGGUGUACGACUGUAGUAAAGAGCAGCUGAAGAUCGGCCCAUGCAGAUGGGCACCUAGCACAGACAUCGCCUUCUGGCUGGAUGAAGAUGAUGAAACAAUCUUACAGUACCUGUCCACGUCUCCUUAUGCUGAGCCACCUCAUUUCGUCCAACACAUCAAGUCCACAAUCCGCUUCCUGCUGGAACACCCGAACACCGACGCUCUGUUUCCCGGAGGCCAGCCGCAGCGCUUCCAGCGAUCGGAGCAGGGAGAGUGGGAGAGAGUCUGCCCUUAACACUCAUCUCUGCACUUAACAAUCAACAACACUGUGACCAAACCAAAGGCCUUUACAAGAAGCGUUUACUGGCUGUACAUGUUGCUCUUUCAUGAUAAUCUAUUUCUCUUAGGAUGAUCAGUUCAAGUGCUUAGCAGAGAUUUGGAUUAUCAUAAAAGGGAAACUUCUACUUGGAAUGGAUAGAUGGGAUUAUCUUAUCUAGUAAUGCAUCAGUUGAAAUUUUAGAGACUGUACAGAAAAAAAGCCCUUUUAUGGACUCCUAAAGCUGGAUAUGGACUUGUUUUAUACAGUGUACAGUGUUGUACAGUGAUGAAAAAAUGUAUUAUGUGACUUUAUUUCCUCUUAUAUGUAUCAUAAAUGUGGCAUGAUUUGUGACUGGAGUGUUGUGUACCCUUCCUGAGUUAUGAAGAAAAAAAAAAGUGCUGCAUAUCCUUCAGAAAUCCUGCAAGUUUUUUUUUUUUUUUUUUUUUUUAAACAGAUUUACGGUAUAAUAAACA